Molecule: messenger RNA, 2722 nt
Organism: Paramecium pentaurelia
Lineage: Eukaryota; Ciliophora; Oligohymenophorea; Peniculida; Parameciidae
Source: the annotation of a GenBank genome assembly
AUGGAUUAAGAAAUUAACCAUUUCAAUUUACCUGAUAUUAGGGAUAAAGAUGAUUCAGAUGAUUAAGAAGAUUAUAAUCCAUUUAUCUAUCAUCAUUAAUAAGAAGGAUAUCAUUCAUUUGAAAAAAUGUUUUAGAAUCAUUUCGAUAUUGUAAAUAACAGAUGGAUUACAAUUCCUAGAACAAAAAUUUAUUUAUUAAGAUCAGCUAUGCAUAAAUUGAAAAAAUGGUUACUUUAUUUAAGGCAAGAGCAUCACAUGAUUUAAUCUAUUGUUAAAUAAAAUGAUGAUCUAAAGACUCAAUUAAAAAAGAACCAAGAAUAAAAUUCUAAUCAUUAUCUUGUUGAAUAACAGAGGACAAAUCAAGUAUUUCUAAAUAAAUUAUUACUAAGUUGUAUGAGGAAAUUAGGAAAGUGAGAUAAGAGUUAAAAGAUAAAGUUAUAUAAAUGAAUGAUCAAAUCUAAUAACUAAAAGAUACAAUUGCUGAAAAAGAUAAAAAGAUUUAAAGAUAAGAAUUAACAAUAUAAAGAUUAAAUGAAGUAAGUAAUGGAUAUGAGAAUCAAAACAAAGGUUUACAACAAUAAAUAAAUAAUCUAUAGAAAGAUUUUACAUAUUUUAAUAAUAUAAAAAGGUAAGGCUUUAUUGAUGAGAAGGCAUUAAUUGGAGGGAAUAUGACAACUUUUGAAUUAGUUUUGGCAUCAAAAGUAAAAAGUAAGAUAUUAUAAUUUCUGUCCUUAAAAGAUUAUCAAAAUCUAAUGAUUUGUAAUCGUAAACUAUAUCUAUCUUUAAUAUCACAUAAUACAAUAAUACCACAUGCAGUAAAUUCUCUCAGUUACAAAUUUAAUCAUUAAUAUAAGUUAUUACAAAGUGUAAAUGAGGAAUUCAAAGUAUUAAAAUUAAAAACAUUAUAUAAUAGAGUGUUAUCAAAUAGAGUGAUGAUCCAAAACUUAGAGAAAUUAUGAUAAAGUAAUUUGAAUUAAAAGUUAAUUUCUCUGAAUAUAUUAUUCCUACUUUACGUGAAUGUUAAUCUUUAAUAGAUGGUGAUAAUUUUAUAGGUUUAAAGAAUAAUUAACAUAAUAAAGAUUGUAAAAUAUAUAUCAUUAAUAAUUUUAGUGAUGGAUCUAUUGGAAGGUUAUUUAACACAGUAAGCGUAAAGUUAUUAGGCAGCAUUAUAGAGUUUAGUUUAAGAGAAAUUUCCUUGGAAUUAAUUCUUUCCAAAACCUUAGGCUACUAUUUAAUAGGUUUAAUUAUAGAGAAAAUAAUUUCCAACAUCUUCAUAAAUGUUUGCUUAAUAAAUCAUUACAAGAUUGUAUGAUCUGAGUACAGUUUGUGCUUAAGACUCUUCAAUAUUUGGGAUGUUUUUAUCAUAAUUAUAACGUUGUUUAGCUUCAUUAUUUGUUUAUGGAUAACAUUUGACUUAGGAAGUAAAUGAUUUAUAGUCACUUAAUUAUUAUAUAAUGACCAAAUUUUUCUUUUUAUUAAAAGAAAAGAAAUAAAUAGAAGAUUAAUAUGAAGAUUUUAAAACUUAAUUGGGAUUAUAUUCUGAUGCAAAAAGAUUCUUAAAGUAUUUAUAAUAAAUAAUAUUUAAAAUAGUGAAAAAGUAAAAGAUUUAGAAAAGAUUAUUUAAGAUAAAAAUGAAAAAAUUAGUAGUUUGAAUCAAUAAAUUUAUAUGAAGGAAAGUUAAUUGAAAUAAAACUAAAUUAUGGUCUAAAAAAAUAAUGAAUCUAUUCGAUUGUAUUAAGAUAAACUUAAAAUUCUGGCCAGAGAAAUUAUGGAAGUAAGAAGAAAAUAUAAAAAUACUUGUGUUGAAUAUAAUGAAAUAGUAUCAAGGUUUAAUUUGUUAAAAAUUUAAUUAGAGAAAAUGGAAAAGCAUUAAAAAAAUUGAGUAUAAAAAUUAUAUUAAAAAAAGUAUCCUUUAUUUAAAAUAAAAUGUCUUCUUCAAGUUCAUCAAGGUCACAAUCACCAAAGAAGAAUAAAAAAAGAGUAUAUGUUACAGGAUAUUCUCUUAAAGAAGAUCAACAUGAUAUUAAAAAGCUAUUCAAAAAAUUUGGUAAAAUUGAAGAAUUUGCUUGGAAAGGGAAAUAUUGUUUCAUUGUACAUAUAAUGAAUUAAUUGUAGGAAUUUAAAGACUCAGAAGAUGCAGAGAAAGCUGUUAAAAAAAUGAAUAAGGAAGAAGUAAAAGGAUCUGUGUUAUAGGUCGAGAUGGCUCGUGGAAAUAAGCCGAGCAAAAAUAAUGGCCUAUGUUAUUCAUGCGGUCGAUCUGGACAUUUGUAAGUUUUACUAUAGCAAUCACUCUUUAUAUAUAGAAUACAAUAUAUUUAUUAUUUAAUUCAUUUACCAUUUUAUUAGCGCUAAAAACUGUAGACAUAGAUCAUCAUCAUCUAGUUCAUCUAGCUCUAGUAGGUAAAGAAUUAAACAUAAUAAUUUUUAGUGAGUCUAGAAGAAAACAUAAGAAGAAACAUAAAAAAAAGAAGAGCUCAUCCAGUUCAGAUUCCUCAUCAAGUAGUUCAUCAAGUAGAAAGAUAAAGAAUAAGAAGAAGAGUACAAAAAGGAAAUCAAAGUCCUCAUCAAGAGGCUCUUCAAAAGACUCAUAACAUUCAGAGUCUUCUGCCGGCUCGUACUUUUAAAGUUGAAUUCUGUUUAGCAUUAUUGACGAAAAAAAAGAAGAAAAAAACCCUAUUGAAGAAGAGAAUCAAGGAAAAGAAGGAGAUGGUAAGUAAUGAAG